Molecule: messenger RNA, 1892 nt
Organism: Odocoileus virginianus texanus
Lineage: Eukaryota; Metazoa; Chordata; Mammalia; Artiodactyla; Cervidae
Gene: RSL1D1
Product: ribosomal L1 domain containing 1
Source: RefSeq, a predicted model, not a curated record
CGGGCUGGAUCCGCGCGUGCGCAAAGAGAGCGCGCUCCAGGGUCUGCACGCGAGUCUCCACGCGGUGAGGGCGACAUGGAGGCUUCGGCUUCUACCCCGCCGUCAACUUCAACCGAGACUUCAGCUUCGACUCCAGAGACCCCGGCCGGCCCGGAGCAGCUGGACGAAGAGCAGGUUAAGAAGGCAGUGGAGGCUCUGUUGGCACAUUCCAGAUCCAGGAAAAACGCGAAAGGAUUACUUCUGAAUGAGAAUGAAAAUUUCUUUUUAAUGGUGGUAUUAUGGAAAAUUCCAAGUAAAGAACUGAGAGUCAGAUUGUCUUUGCCUCAUGGUAUUCGAUCAGAUUUAGCAGAUGUUUGUUUAUUUACCAAAGAUGAACCCAAUUUAAGCUCUGAACAGACAGAGCGUUUUUAUAAGAAGCUUCUAAACAAGCAUGGGAUCAAAACCAUUUCUCAGAUUAUCCCCCUCCGAACUUUAAAAAAGGAAUAUAAAGCCUAUGAAGCCAAGCUCCGCCUCUUGGGUAGUUUUGACUUCUUCAUUACAGAUGCCAGAAUCAGGCGGCUGUUGCCCUCACAUCUGGGGAGGCAUUUCUACAACAGAAAGAAGGUUCCAGUAUCUGUAAACCUUCAGUCCAAGACUUUAUCUAGAGAGAUCAACGACUGCAUUGGGGGAACGGUCUUAAACAUCUCUAAGAGCGGCUCUUGCAGCACUAUCCGCAUUGGUCACACGGGGAUGCCGACUGAGCACAUCGUUGAAAAUGUCGUUGCUGUUGCAGAAAGGCUCUCGCAGAAACUGCCAGAGAAGUGGGAGAGCGUGAAGCUCUUGUUCGUGAAGACUGAGCGGUCAGUGUCCCUGCCUGUCUUCUCGUCCUUUGUCAGCUGUCAGGGCGAAGCCCAGGGACUCCGCGCACGAGACCUGUUGAAAAAGGUAUCAAAGAAAAGCCGAAAGAAGAAGUCAAGAGCUCUUAAAAGACAGCAGGAGAAGAAAGAGAAGAAGCUUCUGAAGCAGGCUAGAAAGGCCAAACCUGCCCCGACGACAGACGCGGCGGCUCCCAAAACUGGGGGUGCUCCAGCCCAGGACCCUACACCCCAGAAGGAGACUGGUGGGGUGAGCGCCCUGCCUAAAGCACAGGGCGAUUCUGAAGAUGAAAUCCCAUUGCUGGUGCCAUUGAAGGAAACUCCAGCUGCAGGAAGCACCAAGAUACAAAAAGCUGCCGCAGGAAAGAAGUCUCCAAGAAAGAGCCCUGGUCCCAACACAGCCCGUGGGAAGAAGAGAAAGGCCUCCCCAGCCCUGGAGACCCCAGGAGCUGCGAAGGCCAAGACCCCAGGGAAAGGCCCAGAGGGGGCCAGAGUCAAAGAAGAGGCGGCGAAAGAAAGAAACUCUUCACUGGGCAGUAAAGACCCAAGACAGACUCCCGAGAAGCCAGAGGCCAAGCUCUUCGCUGCUGCUAGUAAAUCUGCGAAAAAAGCCCCCCGAACCCUGACACAGCGACCCAAAAAACCCAAAGUACGCAAGGCAACCUAAAAUCAGAGACUUAACCAGCAGGAAAUUCAGCUAUCCAAAGAGCUUGUAAAAAAAUGCCUGGGUUCUAACUCUGACUCCUGCUGCAACCUCAGACUGAGGCCUACCUAGACUUCAGUAUAUUUUUUAAUACAUCCACAAAUAAUUCUGAUCCAUAUUCGUGGGUGUAUAAGAACCAGUAGUUGAAAGUAAGUCCAUUUAUUUUGUUGUUGUUCUGUGUAUUUACUAAUAUAAUAGAGGGAAAAUACAGUGCUUCUUCGUGGUUGUGUUUUUUAUUAUUAUUAAAGUGUCACAUUUGUUUCACGAUACACUGUUGGCAUUCCAUAUCUUGUUGGUGUUUUAUUUGAAUGCCUGUGAGAUAAUUCUUUUCUUCA